Molecule: messenger RNA, 1563 nt
Organism: Synchiropus splendidus (mandarinfish)
Lineage: Eukaryota; Metazoa; Chordata; Actinopteri; Syngnathiformes; Callionymidae
Gene: slc25a15b
Product: solute carrier family 25 member 15b
Exons: 7
Coding region: 271-1179 (302 amino acids)
Biological process (GO): mitochondrial L-ornithine transmembrane transport
Molecular function (GO): L-ornithine transmembrane transporter activity
Source: RefSeq, a predicted model, not a curated record
GUUCCAAUUGAUAUCGUGAAUUCCAGAAAUUUCUGUGAGGACAACAUCGCUUGGAACCGAUCCAUCCAUCGAGUGAGUUCCCGGCGGCUGGAUGUCGCAAAUGAGAUAAAUGUGGCGAUAAACCCGGCUGAGUGAAUUUAGUAUGCGGCCAUCGUUGUUAGCUGCAGUUAGCACGCAGCCGGUUAGCAGGACGUCAGCAGCAGCAGCAGCUACACGUUGAUGCUUCAAGUGAAGGUCCAACAAGGUAGUUAAACCACAAUUUUGGGUGUCAUGGCUCCUCACCCAGCGGUCCAAGCUUUCAUCGACCUGUCGUCAGGAGCAAUAGGCGGUGCGGCUUGUGUGUUCAGCGGUCAGCCGCUGGACACGGCCAAGGUCAAGAUGCAGACUUUUCCAAAGAUGUACCGAGGCUUCGUCCACUGCAUCACCUCCACCUACAGACAGGUGGGGCUGCGGGGACUCUACCAGGGGACCACACCAGCGCUGAUGGCCAACAUAGCCGAGAACUCUGUGCUCUUCAUGAGCUACGGCUUCUGCCAGCAGGUCAUCCGCUUGAUGGCCGGACUCCAGAGUGACGCGGUGCUCAGUGACAUGCACAAAGCGUGCGCCGGCUCUGUGGCUUCAAUCUUCUCCUCACUGGUCCUCUGUCCAACCGAGCUGGUCAAGUGUCGGCUGCAGGCCAUGUAUGAGAUGGAGGCGUCCGGCAAGAUUGAGGCGCGACAGAACUCCGUGUGGUCUGUGGUCAAGUCCAUCAUGAGGAACGAGGGUCCGCAGGGCUUCUUCCAGGGUCUGACCACCACCAUCGCCAGAGAGGUCCCCGGUUACUUCUGCUUCUUCGGUGCCUAUGAGCUGAGUCGCACAACCUUCGCCGAGUACAUGAAGUGCAGCAAGGACGACAUCGGCGUGGCUCCCAUCGUCUUCAGCGGCGGCUUCGGCGGGGCUUGUCUCUGGCUGGUGGUCUACCCCAUGGACUGUGUCAAAUCCCGAAUCCAGGUCAUGUCCAUGACUGGACGCCAGAGUGGCUUUUUCAAAACCUUCAUGACCAUCGCACGCACUGAAGGCGUCCGAGCGCUCUACUCGGGCCUCACCCCCACCAUGGUCCGCACGUUCCCUGCCAACGGAGCACUCUUCCUGGGCUACGAGGCCAGCCGCAAGCUCAUGAUGAAGCAGUGGGAGAGUUGAAGGUAGCAGCAUCUCAGCACUGGGAGGUACAAUGUACUGAGGGUUUCACAUUUUUUUAACUUGAAACUAUUUUAUUGUGAAGAGGAAAGUAUUUUAAGCGUGUUAUAUUUUCUGCCUACCUCAAGAUAAACACUCCAGCAGGGAGCCAAGCUUCUGCUAAAAUAGCUUUGCAGUCUUCUUUCCCUCUUCCUUCACCUGUCCUCACUCCUUAUGUGCAGGGUCACUCUGCAGUUUUCAGACACCAGUGUUUUGCCUUGUUUCUCCUCUAAUGUGCCAACCAUCUGUUUUCGUGCUGCAAAACACCAACUCCUUUUACACUCCUUUUUAAUAUGAAAAAAAAAAAUCAUUUUAGAAGGCUGUAAAUAUGAAAUGUCGCGACCAUGA